AAUAAAUUAUCAGCUAAUUUGUAUCAUAAUUCCGGAAACAAAGUUAAAAUGAAGGUAAUCUUUAGGUUAUUAUUUUAAUACUUCCUGAUUGUUUAAUUCCCUUAGGUUCAAUUUCAGAAACUACAACAAAUAGUCAACAUUCAAACCACGCAACGAAAAAUCAUUUACAUUUCAAUAGUGCACACGUACUGCUAUAUGGCAAUAAGCCACCUAAACGAUGCUUUUCGCUAUUCCCACGUUGCUACAAUGGCACAUUAUUUCUACAUACUGACGACGUAUAGUUUUUACAUAAUUUAUUCAUUUUCCGUUGAAGUAAUGCGCGAAAAAAUAUAUUUUGAGUUGGUAAUGAUUUUGAUUAUAGUUAUUUACAUUUCCUAUGUCAUGUACAUUUGUGAGGAAAUUAAGCAGGAAAGUAACCUGAUGUCUAGGAACAUCCAUAUUACAAACUACAAUAAAACUCUACCCUUAGGCAAUAAAGAGAUUGGAUUAUACUUAGAACUAGUUUCACAACAACUUUUGCACCAGCAAUUGAAUUUGCAUGCAAACUCUUUUUUCAAUAUUGACUUAAAAUUCCUUAAUUUGAUGGUUGGAGCUGUAACUACAUACCUAGUUAUUUUGCUGCAAUUCAAUGCGUAA
This is a messenger RNA of Culex quinquefasciatus (southern house mosquito), 636 nucleotides long. RefSeq names its product putative gustatory receptor 28b. The transcript has 5 exons. Gene Ontology annotation, biological process: sensory perception of taste. The record is from RefSeq and is a predicted model, not a curated record. Bases 196 to 636 code for a protein of 146 amino acids. Gene Ontology annotation, cellular component: neuronal cell body; membrane; axon. Lineage: Eukaryota; Metazoa; Arthropoda; Insecta; Diptera; Culicidae.